GUGCGUCUGAAGCUCAGAGGUUGAUGGUAGUGUAGUGGUGGCCCCCCAGUGAGGGCGGCUUGACGCCCGUGACCAGCGGGGGGUUCCUGCUGAGGUCCUGGCCCUUCGGCACUGGCUUGGCCAUGCCCUUGUCGAUGAACGACUGGCACGUGUCGCGCAAUGUCUCCUCAACGGGGCGCAACUCCACGCCAAGCAGAUCCCUCAUCCUGAGUGCCAUUCCACGCACAUCCACAUCUCAGUUUCUUUGGACUUUUCGGGUCUGUUUUCUCAGUGUUCUAAUCUUGCUGACUUCGAGUUGUCGAGGAAGGGAGUUGGCUCCUGGUACUGCGGCGGGUCGGGCUUGCCCAGCUCGAUGUCGGGGAACAUCUCCUGCAUCUUAGACAUCACCCAGGAGGGUGGGACUGACAUACACACACGCAACACACACACAGCACAGGACACGGGACUCAGUAAGUGAAUCCUUCCGUGGCUCCCUCACAUUUGUGUGCGUGUGAGACGAUGAUGCGUUCGUUGCUGACGCCGGUCAGCUCCGCAGCCUUGAUGUGCGCCACGGCCAGGUCACGGUUGUCGAUGAUCGGGAAAUCUAUGUCAACAAUGCCUGGGGGGAACCACACACACCAACAACGGGCGGGCACUAAGUGUCUGUCUGUACUCCUUCCUGUGUGUGUGUCGGUCUCUGUAUGUGGCACCUCCUUCGAGCAUGGCCUUGAUGUACAUCCAUGGCAUCUUCCAGCUGCCGUCGGGGCUCGCAGGCAGAGGCGGGCUCAGCUCGUGCGUCGGACACAGCACCACCAUCGGGAUCUUGUGCUCCUCCACUGACGCCCACGCCGCCCUCUCAGCACACACCUACACACCAAAGAUACGCAUCACGCUCGUCGCACGACAGACACACCCACCACACACACACACACACACGCUCACCUUGACAUAGAGGAAAGGCCGAUGGUCCUUGGUGGAGGUGCUGUUCCAGUCCUCCUCAUUGAAGACCGCCCUCCCGCCCCCGGGCACCUCCCCGUCAGCAAAGCCGCAGAUGCAGGCGAAGCUGGACGUGAUGAUGACCUUCUUGACUUGGCCCUUGUGUUUGGCGACCGAGUCGAACAGGUGUUUGGUGCCGAGUGUGGCCACGUCGGGGCUGUGGUAGGGGUGGUCGCUGGGGAAGGACGUGUGGAACACGUAUUCGCAGCCCUCAACCACCUUGUCGAAGGCACCUGGUGCAAAGGAGUAAUAAGAGAGAGAGAGGGAGAGAGAGAGAGGUGUGUGUGUGUGUGUGUGGCGGUGGGUGUACCUGGUUCGAUGAACUCUGCCUCAAGGAGCUCGAGCUGUCCGUUGAACUGUGUCUGCAUCUCAAUCAGGUGCUGCGUCUUGGCCAAGUUCUGGCAGUCCCGAACCGUCGUCCGCACGUGGCAUCCUGCACAGCACACCACAGCACAACGCACACAUAGACAGACACACACAUCAGUCACACAAAACACACAGAAGCAGAGCAGAGAGCCAAUCACGGCUGCCUUGCCUGUGUGCCCCAGUGGCGGCGCACCUAUUUACCCGCCCGCCCGCCCGCCCGCCCGCCCACCUUUCUCGAGUAGUGUCUUGAUGAGCUCUGAGGCGAAAAAGUUGGUGCCCGACGUGACGCACACCGUCUUGCCGUCGAUGCACUGCAUGGCUCCCAACGAUAAUCGACGACAAAGGAGAAAUUCUGGUGCUUCGCGCCAGCCGUCGAAUUCUUGGAGUUCAGGGUUUAGGGUUAGCAU
Messenger RNA from Vitrella brassicaformis, 1748 nucleotides. The record is from the annotation of a GenBank genome assembly. Lineage: Eukaryota; Vitrellaceae.